Molecule: messenger RNA, 867 nt
Organism: Fonsecaea erecta
Lineage: Eukaryota; Fungi; Ascomycota; Eurotiomycetes; Chaetothyriales; Herpotrichiellaceae
Exons: 1
Coding region: 1-867 (288 amino acids)
Source: RefSeq, a predicted model, not a curated record
AUGUAUCUAGCGAUACUAGAGUAUGUCAGUGGACGUCACGAUCUGCAGGAGAUGCAUAUCCAGGCAUUGGAUGAUUUCGUCGAGUCCAAUGGCGGUGUGGCGAUUUUCCGAACCGGAAGUGAGAGUCCCGAGCUCUUCCUCUGCAGUGCAAGAUCGUAUGUGACUCAAUUCGUUCGGGCCGAAGUGUUCCUUCCGACUAGAUCGCGGCUUCAGUCAACAGUCAGCCGCUAUCUUUACAGCUUGAGUCAAGUCCACCGCUGGGCAUCGAACUUCAAGGCGCGGCUAUCUUCAGAGGCUGUGCCGCUUCUCCACUACCGCCUCAGGCUUCGGCCGCUGAUUGACUAUCUCGAGCACCUGGGUCAGAUCCGAACUUCAGUCGAACGCACGAGAGUUUGGGACGCAGCAUCAGGAGCGCAUUUCUGCGUCUACUCUCUUGUGAUGACUCUGGUCGAAUUCACUCAUUCACCUGGCACAGUGUUCGAGUUCCUGGAACAAGUCCAAGACUGUAUGAUGGCAAGCAUUGACAAAAGCCUGCAAAACGAAAGCGACCUCGACGGUCUCCAUCCUUUCGCCACAGGUCAAAUGAUAGGUUACGUUCGUACACUAAUGUUCCGCGAUGUCGGCAAUGUGAAAGAGAUUCGUAUUUGUCAGGCACAGGCAGAUGCACAGAAGGUGUUCGCUCUUUUGAGCCAGAGCCGUAGGGACGAGCUCGUUUCAUACUUUGUGGGCAGCGUGCUCGCAUUGGCCAGAACUGCCCGGGCAAUAGAACCCAACGACGUAGCUGCCACUGCGGCAAGCCAACAGACGUUGAGGGCCGAGGUUCUGGAAGCCUGGACAGCGCAGCAGAGGAUACGCCAGGAACGAUGA